Epinephelus lanceolatus (giant grouper) is the source of this 397-nucleotide messenger RNA. The record is from RefSeq and is a predicted model, not a curated record. Lineage: Eukaryota; Metazoa; Chordata; Actinopteri; Perciformes; Serranidae.
GAGCCUGGGUGUCCACCUGUCUAAGGUGAGAUCUCUCACUCUGGACUCAUGGGAGGCUGAACAGCUGAAGCUGCUCUGUGUUCUGGGAAAUGAUGUCAUGAACCGGAUCUAUGAGGCGCGAUGUUCAGAGGAAGGGCGGAUCAAACCCAGCGCCGACAGCCCGCGGACAGAGAAAGAGACAUGGAUCAAAGAGAAAUAUGUGGAGAAGAGAUUUGUGCAGAGCAGCAGCUCAGCUGGAGCUCAUGGUGGAAAAGGCGAGGCCGGGCUGCGUCUGUAUCGGGCUGCGCUGGCCGGAGACCUGAUUGCCAUGGCAGCAGCAUUGGCACAGGGGGCAGAGGUCAACGGGAGUAUCGCUGAGAAAGGGGGACACACAGCUCUAAUAGGAACUGCUGUCGGG